Gadus macrocephalus (Pacific cod) is the source of this 5877-nucleotide messenger RNA. It is a transcript of the gene zmynd8, whose product is annotated as zinc finger, MYND-type containing 8. The record is from RefSeq and is a predicted model, not a curated record. Gene Ontology annotation, biological process: regulation of DNA-templated transcription. The coding region runs from base 1418 to 5089 and encodes 1223 amino acids. The transcript is spliced from 21 exons. Gene Ontology annotation, molecular function: protein binding. NCBI's taxonomy places the organism in Eukaryota, Metazoa, Chordata, Actinopteri, Gadiformes, Gadidae.
UGGGCCACUUAGAUCAACGUUCGUCUGUCACAGAGUCCUUAUUAUAGCUGGUCCUCAUGGUUAAAUUAUUCAACGAUGAACCAGCCUGCCCCACGUUUCCUGGUGACCACCAUGGCCCUUGGCUGUCCUUCUGUCUGCACAGAAGGACAGCCUUCUUGUUUAAAUAAGGGUUGUGUUUACAGAAGAGGUAUCUUCAGUUUGGACAUUGACUUUGUGAGCUUUCUGCCAAUUACAAGAUAUAUUUUGUUUGUAUUAGCAAAUGGGUACACCUGACUAUAUAUCCUGACAUUGUGUGAAUCAGUCUGAAAUAAUUGUUAUCCAUGUAACAAUGAAUUUGAUACACAAAAUGACACUUUACAGAGUUUGUGUUAGUCGUAUUUAAGAUGUUGUUUGAUGUGGUACAACAAUCUCCAGUAGAUACAUCUAGCUCAUGAAGGCAUUUGGAAGGCACUGGGAAAGGAUCGUUGGCAGCCUGUGUGUUUUGGACUAGUAAGGGCCUCUGACAUUUUCCCUUCUGUCUCAUUGUUAAGGCCAUCACUGCUUUUCAUCAGGCUGGUCCUUUGGUGUCUGGGCUGCCUACAGCAGUCUACUGAAGCGCACGCUUCUACUGCCUGUAGUGUGCACAGCAGGCAGAGAGAGAGAGAGAGAGAGAGAGAGAGAGAGAGAGAGAGAGAGAGAGAGAGAGAGAGAGAGAGAGAGAGAGAGAGAGAGAGAGAGAGAGAGAGAGAGAGAGAGAGAGAGAGAGAGAGAGAGAGAGAGAGAGAGAGAGAGAGAGAGAGAGAGAGAGAGAGAGAGAGAGAGAAAGGGAGACGGAGAGAAAGAGUGUCUUCAAAAUGGACGCCUCACAUACACACACACAUACGCGCACAGCCACCCACACUGUCUUAGAGCACAGCCAGCGAGGAAUCCGAUAUGCACUGUGUCAAGGCUGUGGAACAGGAUCCUCCAUAUUUGAUAAAAGACCCAGCAGCCACUGUGGUCCAUAUGGGUUGUAGGGCAGCGAGGGACUUGGAUAUUUCAGGGUUGUUUUAGCGUUGACUGAGGAGCAGUGCUCUCUGCAUUGCAGCAUUGUGGCUGAGGAGAGAGUGGGGAGCAGAGAGCCUGUGUGGCACACUGAGCCCGUCGCCCAAUCAGGUACCUCCGUGUGGUGCUCAAACCAAUCGGCAGCUCAGAGCUGAGGUUAAAGAUUGACAAUCGCAGCAGAGAGCAGCAAGGAGAGAAGGCCCCUCUGGGAAACCAGGACCUAACGUUUGCCUCAUUCUUCAACGGCCUGAAUAAUCAUAACCGCUAAUAAUACUGCUAGUAACAAUAAGAGAGACUAAUGACACAGGCGGAAGAAUCUGUGUGUGAGUAAAGAUUUAAAAGUGUGUCUGAGGAGGAGGAGGAGGGGAAGAAUGAGACAGACACUGUAGAGGGAAUGGAGAUCUCAACACGAUCCAAAGCAGUUUCAGACGUGGGGUCUGGGCUGGAGCGGGUUGCCCAGAAACGCAAGGUGCCAAGCCCCUCCCAGUCGUCCAAUGGCCACUCGUCGGCGGAGACGACCCCGAGUCCCUCCAAGAAGAAGAGGAAACCCGGGCCGUUGGGCGGGAACAAAGACCAGUCAGAGCUGAGACACGGCCCCUUCUAUUACGCCAAGCAGCCGGCCCUCAACGCGGACCCCGUGGACACGGCCCCGCAGGACGGCAGGAACGACUUCUACUGCUGGCUGUGCCACCGCGAGGGCCAGGUGCUCUGCUGCGAGCUCUGCCCCCGGGUGUACCACGCCAAGUGCCUCAAGCUGCCCGCCGAGCCCGAGGGAGACUGGUUCUGUCCCGAGUGUGAGAAAAUAACAGUUGCAGAGUGUAUAGAGACUCAGAGCAAAGCCAUGACGAUGCUCACCAUAGACCAGCUAUCGUUCCUGCUAAAGUUUGCCCUGCAGAAGAUGAAGCAGCCAGGUGACCACCCCCGCUUGUCAUCUCACCCCCCCCAUGCAGCUUCCACGCAGAGAAAGACUUUUAAUUGGACCGAACCCUUCCAGAAACCUGUCUCUCUGGAACAGCACCCAGAUUAUGCUGAGUAUAUUUUUCACGCGAUGGAUCUUUGCACACUAGAGAAGAACAUAAAAAAGAAGAUGUAUGGAUGUACAGAGGCCUUCUUGGCAGAUGCCAAAUGGAUUUUACACAACUGCAUAAUAUACAAUGGAGGCAAUCACAAACUCACAGCAACGGCUAAAGUAAUAGUCAAAAUCUGUGAACAUGAAAUGAACGAGAUUGAAGUUUGUCCUGAGUGCUAUUUGUCAGCAUGCCAAAAGAGGGACAAUUGGUUCUGUGAGCCGUGUAGUAACCCCCAUCCUCUUGUCUGGGCUAAACUGAAAGGAUUUCCGUUUUGGCCCGCCAAAGCUUUACGAGACAAAGACGGACAGGUGGACGCACGCUUUUUCGGACAACACGACAGGGCGUGGGUCCCUUUGAACAAUUGCUACCUCAUGUCCAAAGAGAUUCCCUUUUCUGUGAAAAAGACCAAGAGCAUCUUCAACAGUGCCAUGCAAGAGAUGGAGGUCUACGUGGAGAACAUGAGGAAGAAGAUCAGUGUUUUCAACUACGCCCCCUUCAGGACACCAUACACCCCCGACAACAACUUUCAGAUGCUGCUGGAUCCCUCCAACCCGUCGUCCACCUCGGUCAAACCCGAGAAACAGGAGAAGAUCAAGAUGAACUUCGACAUGACCAUGUCUCCCAAGGUUCCCCUGGUCAGGAGCCUAGGGUCCGGCCCGGGUAUGGCUGGAGGCACAACGGCCCGGAGGGUCUCCGUCAGUGACCUGCCGCGCUCCCCCAUGAGCACCAACUCCUCCGCCCACACGUGUUCCGACGGGGAGCAGGAGUCGGCAGACAAGCCCCCGACCAAAGGCCCGAGCCACCAGUAUAGCACUGGGGAGGAGUCCAUGGACUGCACAGCAUCUUCGGCAUACACGCAACCCACUCCCAUAAGCUGUUCCUCAGACACCUCCAAACCUUUCCGUUCUCCAGCUCCCGGCCCGCCGGUGGUUGCAAAGCAGGAGAAACCUCUCCCCACAGCAAGUAUUCUAAACCUCAACCUAGAUCGCAGCAAAGCAGAGAUGGACCUGAAGGAGUUGAGCGAGACAGUCCAGCAGAGGCAGGGAGUGACCCAAGUUCUGACCUCACCGAAGAGACAGAUUAAGAGCCGUUUUCAGCUGAACUUGGAUAAAACCAUUGAAAGUUGCAAAGCACAGCUGGGUAUAGAUGAGAUCUCUGAAGAUGUGUAUAAGGGGGUGGAGCACAGCGACUCUGAGGAAUCCGACAAAUCAGACUCCAGCGACAGUGAAGAUGCCAGCGAUGAGGAGCGGAAGCCAAAGGACGCUCCAGACGCUCCGGCCAGUGACCAAACCCCGAAGGAGCUUUCUGUUCCCAAAGUCCCCGAGCCCUCUUCCCCCCACAAAGACACUAAGAGCAGUCCUGAAAACGCAGUGGGAUCAAAAUCGGCCUCUGAUAAUUCCAGUCCCCCAGCAGCAGAUGACCCACUGAAAGAUAGAGCAGGCACCGACAGUGAUAAAAGGAGCCCAGACGGGAAUAAAGUGGCCUCGGCGUCCCCUGUGCCUCGAGAGAAGCCCCCGUUGAAAGAGGCGGUGCAGCGGUCCGUCCCAGUCGAGGACUCGGACUCUGAGAGGGAGCUGGUCAUCGACCUGGGAGAGGAGCAGGCCGGAAAAGAGAAAAAGAGAGCUAGAAAGGACAACACAUUGGCUAAGUCAACUCCUGCCAAGGCAGAAGGCAAAGUCCAACCGGUGGCAGUCACCCUUUCCCAAAGCCCCGCUGCUCCCUCCACCUCCUCCAGCGGGGCCCCCGCGCCUUCAGCGCUCGCCAUCCCCGUGACCAUGGUCCCCCUCCCCGCCACCUCCCCCGUGGUCAUCAGCGCCGCCCCGUUACCCACCGCCACCCUGACGGCUGCCCCGCCCGCCGCCCCGCCCACGCCCACGCCCACGCCCACGCCCACGCCCACGCCCACGCCCACGCCCACGCUGAAGAAGCAGCGGCCCCUGCUGCCCAGAGAGACGGUGCCAGUGGUGCAGCGGGCCGUGGCGUGGAACCCCACGGCCAAGUUCCAGACCUCCUCGCAGAAGUGGCACAUGCAGAAGGUCCAGCGGCAGCAGUUGAACCAGCAGCCCGCCGCCGACUCCACGCAGCCGCAGGAGGUCUCCCCGGGGCCCGGCCCGGCCCCGACACAUCCAACCCAGACCCUGGCAGCAGCCGCCCCGCCACUGACCCCAUCGCAGCCGGCGCAAAGCACUCGCUACCAAACCAGGCAGGCGGUCAAAGCAGUUCAACAGAAAGAUAGUCCAUUAAGCAGUUCACCUUCGUCAGCCGUUACCCUGGUGACCAGCAGCAUGGCUUCUGCGGCAAUGGCGGCAGUGUCUAGCACAGCGUGCUCCUCCUCCUCGAUGCCUGGAGAUGUGCAGAUCCCUAUUGCCUCGGCUGACGUGGCGGCAGAUAUUGCCAAAUAUACCAAUAAAAUAAUGGAUGCAAUCAAAGGAACAAUGACUGAAAUCUACAAUGACCUUUCCAAAAGUACCUCAGGGAAUACAGUAGCAGAGAUACGGCGGCUAAGAAUUGAAAUAGAGAAACUCCAGUGGCUUCAUCAGCAAGAGUUAUCCGAAAUGAAGCACAACCUGGAGCUGACCAUGGCAGAGAUGAGGCAGAGUCUGGAGCAGGAGAGAGAGAGGCUGGUGGCGGAGGUGAAGAAGCAGAUGGAGGUGGAGAAGCAGCAGGCGGUGGACGAAACAAAGAAGAAGCAGUGGUGUGCUAACUGCAGGAAGGAGGCCAUCUUCUACUGCUGCUGGAACACCAGCUACUGCGACUACCCCUGCCAGCAGGCCCACUGGCCGGAGCACAUGAAGUCCUGCACGCAGUCAGCCACUGCCCCCCAGCAGGAAGUGGAGACAGAGCCUGCUACAGAGGGUUCAAACAAGAGUUCAGGACCACCCAACAGUGUCCCGGUGCCCCUCAGAGAACCUGCAGUCCCUCCUCUGUCGGAUAAGGACAGCAACUUAGAGAAGAGCUCAGAGACUGUUAGUCAUAACCCAUCUUUCCAAACUUGACUAUGUACAGCGGUAAAAAAUUAACAGCAAAAUGCUAAAACAAUGGUGUCUUUACAAACUCCAGCUAUGGGAUCAACCUAUAGGAUUGCUUAUUUGCUUCCUUUAGUUUCUUCUCUUUUUAUGAACCGGUGUACACCCUGAGCUCCACGGACUCAACUCUUUUCAAUGUUACCAAAUGCACAUAAGGACUACAUGUCCCAGUGAUCCAAUUUAUAUAUUUCCCCCCACUUUUCUUUGCCAGUGCCAAUAUCGUGGACAGCCUAAGCAGCCUUUUGUGUAGGGAAAGAAUUGAUCAUGUAUAUGAAAAAGAAGAUCAAAAAUCCAAUGAUAUUGGCCACAUUAUUAUUUUGCUCAAAGGACUAUCGAAAGGAAUGUCUGUGAAUUUCUGUAAUAUAUAUUUAUUAUGGUUCUUGUAAUAUUGCCUCAUGUAUAGUAAAGAAAAGCUUUUUUUUAUGUGGGAAAGCCUGUGAUUUUAAAGAUUGUUUUGUCAUAUUCUCAAUGUCCUUGUUAGUUCUUGUCUCAACUCCAUCUUGUAGCAGUCUGUCAUUAAAGAAUUAACCCCAAAUGAUAUUGUAAUUAUAAAAGUACAAAGGUACAAAAUUUAAAUUUAGAAUUAUAUUACAUUUCAGAACAAUGCAGAACUGUAAAUAUUUUACCAAUUGUUGCCUUUUUUAUUUCAUUAUUUAUUGUGAUAUUUUUUUUCAGAUCAGUCCACUUGCUUUUCAUUGGAGGCACUUACACGAUUGUUGUAUUAUGCUCUACAGUAAAUUUUAUGUUGAGGAAAAUAA